Messenger RNA from Stegastes partitus (bicolor damselfish), 2386 nucleotides. RefSeq names its product crystallin, mu (gene crym). The record is from RefSeq and is a predicted model, not a curated record. Gene Ontology annotation, molecular function: thyroid hormone binding. The coding region runs from base 75 to 1022 and encodes 315 amino acids. Gene Ontology annotation, biological process: thyroid hormone metabolic process. Lineage: Eukaryota; Metazoa; Chordata; Actinopteri; Pomacentridae. Gene Ontology annotation, cellular component: cytoplasm. The transcript is spliced from 8 exons.
CAGAGGCUCGGACUUUGUACCAAACACACACACAGUUACUAAUCUAAGUGUGAGGAGCAGCAGCAGCAGAAGUCAUGGCUGGGCCUCCUGUUAUCAUAUGGGAGCAGGAAGUGGAGCGCCUGUUGCGGUACAGAGACCUGAUCCCUCGUCUGGAGGAGGCCUUGGGCAAAUUCUCCACCCGAGACAGUGCUGAGGUGAUUCAGCCUGUGCGCUCCACGGUGCCGCUGCAGAAACACAGCGGGUUUCUUGGUCUGAUGCCAACAUACAUGGAGAAUGAUGGAGUUCUGUCCACAAAGUUGGUGUGUUUCUACAAGAGGGAGGCCGGUUCCUCUUUACCAGGUGUUCAAGCCACAGUGGUGCUGCUGGAUCCACAGUACGGGAACGUCAAGGCUGUCAUGGAUGGAGAAGUCAUCACGGCCAUGAGGACCGCUGCAGUCUCAGCUAUCUCUGCAAAGCUGCUGAUGCGUCCUGGAGCAGAAGUUCUGGCCAUCCUGGGCACCGGCAAACAGGCCCUGAGUCAUUAUAAUGUCUUCACUGAGAUAUUUUCAUUCAAAGAGGUUCGAGUGUGCGGCCGCACAAUGGAGGGAGCGGAGAGGUUUGUCCGCUCAGUCGGCGGUGCAGCGAGGGCCUGUGGCUCAGUGGAGGAGGCGGUGAGGGGAGCCGACGCCAUAGUAACGGUAACCUUGAGUACUGAGCCGGUGCUGUUCGGUCAGUGGGUCAAACCAGGAGCCCAUGUGGCAGCGGUGGGAGCCUGCAGGCCAGACUGGCGGGAGCUGGACGAUGAGCUGAUGAAGACGGCUGUGGUCUACGCUGAUAGCAGGGACGGAGCCAUGGCUGAGUCUGGGGACGUCAUCCUCUCAGGGGCUGAAGUGUUUGCAGAACUUGGAGACGUUAUCAACGGGACGAAACCUGCCCACAGAGAGAAGACCACCGUGUUCAAAUCCCUAGGGAUGGGAGUUGAAGAUGCGGUUUCUGCUAAGCUGGUGUUUGACCGAUGGACAUCCACAUCCAGCCAUCUAUGAAGAAGUCCUGAACUCUCUGUGCUGAUCAAGACAAUAAAUAAACGGACCACAAAUAAUAUGUUUUAGUCCAAACAGAGCUGAUUAGCCCACCAAAAAUACUGCUCAUACACCAAUCCUGCAACAGAGACGUAUACAUAACUCUGAAAUGGUUAGUUGAUUACUCAUAUAGUGAGCAAAUAAACAGAACUUUGAUUUGCUUCAGCAGUUGAUCAGAGUUGACAGAAUCUACAGCCAGACCAGCAGCUACUGGGUCACAGCAGUGCUUUAAGCAAAUUCCAACAUCCUGGUAUUUAACAGGCGUAUUAUUCACCAUAUACCACACACAGUAAACAGCAUUAAACAUGAAACUGAUUUCAGGUUUAUCAUUAUUUUUUAGAGACAUCACAUUAAUAUUGUCAUUGUGAAUCCUUUAGGUCGGUGGUUCUCAAGCGUUUUGAGCCACAAACCCCAAGAUAACAUAAGUUUGUGUUUGUGCCCCCCCAAUUUGAAUUUUUAAUAUAUCACGAGUAAUAACUUUGCAUAAAUGCGUUAAAAAUGAGUGUGUUUAUUCCACAGAUUAAUCUCUUUACAUUAACACGUUGCUUUUCUUUUGAAUGAAUGAAUCAAUUCAAUGCAUUUCCAACAAAUGAAAGGGGGGAAAAAAACAAAAACAAAAGAAAAGAAUUUAAAAAAGAGCAAAAAAGAAUAAUAUCACAUAAUCAAAUCCUAAUAUUAAUGAUAAAGGAGUGGGAAGAUGUAUACACUUUUAAUUUUGACAGCCUUAAUACACAUUUCUUUGAUAAAUGUAGGCUUUAUUUUAUUUGUAUUUUUUUACUAUGAUCGUGGGACCCUCAUGGGGGUCCCGACCCCCAGUUUGAGAACCACUGCUUUAGGCUAUUAUAAUCAUGUAGUAAAAGCUUGAUAUUGUGACAGCCUUAAUGGGGCUACACUGUGAAAAAAGGACAACAUGCAAUCAGCUGAAAAAAAAAGAAAAAUAAUGGGGGAAAAACAAUUCAUAAAAAGCCAGUAAUUUUGCAUAAUUAAAAUAAAUAAACAAAAAUGCAUCUCGCCUUAAUCUUAUGCAAAAUCACGUGUAUUUAAUGAAGAGUAUUUACAUGUAUGAAUACAAUCAAAUGAACUAUAAUAUCUAAUUAUGUAUGUACAAUGUUAAAUUAAACAAGAUUGACAAAGAUGUCGUACAUUUGUGAAAACAAUUCAGUAUUUUGUUGUGACAAACUGUAAAUAUACGAGAUUUCUCUCAUUUUUACAAAUCAUUGUAAAAUGGAAGAACCUAACUUUAGAAAUAUUUUUGCAAUGUUCAUUUAUUAAAUAAGAAGGAAAUAGUUUUGAAAUUAUGAAGAAUUUAAAAAUGUAUUUCAACUUUG